AAGAGACUCAGAGGCGACCAUAAUGUCUUUACGUUUACACGCACUGCCCACCCUGCCUGGAGUUGUCAGACGGGGCUGCAAGGAACUGCUGUGUUUGUUGGUUAUCACGGUGACUGUGAGCCGAGGCGCCUCCGGGGUGUGCCCCACCGCUUGCAUCUGUGCCACUGACAUCGUCAGCUGCACCAACAAAAAUCUGUCCAGGGUGCCUGGGAACCUUUUCAGGCUGAUCAAGAGACUGGAUCUGAGUUACAACAGAAUUGGGCUUCUGGAUUCUGAGUGGAUUCCAGUAUCCUUGGUAAAGCUGAACACCCUCAUUAUUCGGCACAACAUCAUCAUGAGCAUUUCCACGGACAGUUUUUCCACCACUCCAAAUCUGAAGUGUCUUGACUUGUCUUCCAACAAGCUGAAGACUGUGAAAAGUGCAGUGUUCCAAGAGCUGAAGGUUCUGGAAAUGCUUCUGCUUUACAACAAUCACAUUUCCUAUCUGGAUCCUUCAGCGUUUGGAGGGCUCUCCCAACUGCAAAAACUGUACUUAAGUGGAAACUUUCUCACGCAGUUUCCCAUGGAUUUGUAUGUUGGAAGGUUCAAGCUGGCAGAACUGAUGUUUCUAGAUGUUUCUUAUAACCGGAUCUCCUCUCUGCCAAUGCAUCAUAUAAAUUUAGUGCCAGGAAAGCAACUGAGAGGUAUCUUCCUUCAUGGAAACCCCUUUGUCUGUGACUGUUCCCUCUACUCCUUGCUGAUUUUUUGGUACCGUAGGCACUUCAGCUCAGUGAUGGAUUUUAAGAAUGAUUAUACCUGUCGCCUGUGGUCUGACACUAGGCACUUCCAUCAGGUGCUUCUGCUCCAGGAUAGCUUCCUGAACUGCUCUGACAGUAUCAUCAAUGGUUCCUUCCGUGCCCUUGGCUUUAUUCACGAGGCUCAGGUCGGGGAAAGGCUGAUGGUCCACUGUGACAGCAAGACUGGUAGGGCAAACACCGAUUUCAUGUGGGUCGGUCCAGAUAACAGAGUACUGGGGCCCGACAAAGAGAUGGAAAACUUCCAUGUGUUUCCCAACGGAAGCCUGGUUAUAGAAAGUCCUCGUUUUGAGGAUGCUGGAGUGUAUUCCUGUGUUGCAAUGAAUCGCCAACGUCUGUUAAAUGAAACUGUGGAUGUCACAAUAAACGUGAGCAAUUUCACCAUAAACAAAUCCCACGCGCACGAGGCAUUUAACACAGCUUUUACCACGCUUGCAGCCUGCGUAGCCAGCACUGUUUUGGUCCUUCUGUACCUCUAUCUGACACCAUGUCCCUGCAAGUGUAAACCCAAGAGACGAAAAAAUAUGCUAAACCAAAGCAAUGUCCAUGCAUCUAUUCUCACUCCCUGCCCUGAUAGCGAGGCCGCCACCGAUGAACGGAAGGCAGGGGCCGGGAAAAUAGUAGUGUUUCUGGAACCCUUGAAGAAUACCGCAGCAGGGCAGAAUGGGAAGGUCAGGCUCUUUCCCAGUGAAACGGUCAUAGCUGAGGGCAUCUUAAAGUACACGAGGGAGAAAUCCGACUCAGAUUCGUCAGUGUUUUCAGACACACCCUUUGUGGCGUCCACUUAAUUUUGUGCCUGCAUUUGUACUAUGUAGUGAUUGAAUCUCUUUAUAUUCAACUUUGUGUGUGGUCUGCAAGAAUAAACAGCAGGGCAGAAAUGGGGUUGUUCCGUGUUUCAGAAAUAAAACCAAAGGGUCUCUUUCACUGGUUCAUAGGAAAUGUGGUAAAGCACUUAGGUUCAUGCCAGAGAAAGAUGGAGUUGUAUUUCAGAGUUUUAAAUUCUAGAUAAUACCUUCAUCUUUCAAAGCUGGCCUGGAGGCGACGUGACUGACAUUGUCCUUUCACCCAGGAUUCUUGAAAGAAAAGCUAAAUUUUAGGUAUUAGAGAUUUUACUAACUUAUUGGGACCAAAUUUGAGUUAUGUUAAAGAAAAGUGUUCAUUUUUAAAAGAUGCAGAAGGAAAAACCAAGCAGCAGUUGUUUAUAAAGCACAAAGUAAAGUUAGAUUUGGGGAUACUUCAGUUCAUGUUAUCAUUGCAGACCAGAGUAAAUAGACAGUCCUGCUCAAAUUUGCUGAGCAGUCCUACAUCACAUAUGGUGUUAGAUAAAUGGUACAGUAAAGGUGCAUUUGUUUGACUGUCUUCUUUCCAUUCUGUACAUCUCCUAUCCUUGUACAAAAGAUCUUAUUGAAAGUUUAAAGCCAUCAUUAUUUGUUGCCAUAAAUAUGUAGGUGUCAAUGCCAAAAUGUCUGAGUGACUUCUUCAGCCUUUGUUCUAGGAGACUAGUAUUUGUCUAUAUGCUUGUGUGUGUAUAAGUCUCAAAUUAUAUGAACUGUUAAAGAGAUGCCACUAUAUUGUACUUUGGACAUUUGAAUUAAUGUAAAUACAUGUGUUCUGUGACUUGAUGUUCUGUUUUAUUUGGCUAUUUAAAAAUAUAAAUCUAAGAUGUUUUAUGUGA
Molecule: messenger RNA, 2469 nt
Organism: Odocoileus virginianus texanus
Lineage: Eukaryota; Metazoa; Chordata; Mammalia; Artiodactyla; Cervidae
Source: RefSeq, a predicted model, not a curated record